Armigeres subalbatus is the source of this 1933-nucleotide messenger RNA. Its product is annotated as beta-1,4-glucuronyltransferase 1-like. The transcript has 6 exons. The record is from RefSeq and is a predicted model, not a curated record. The coding region runs from base 507 to 1850 and encodes 447 amino acids. NCBI's taxonomy places the organism in Eukaryota, Metazoa, Arthropoda, Insecta, Diptera, Culicidae.
UACGGAUGCAUCUGAACAAGUCCGUUCGUCAACUUUGGAAAUAGAACACGAACCAUUCGAAUUCGCAUAUUGACAGCGCAGUUGUCCGGAAGAGUUCGACACAGCCGGGUGCUACCUGUUCUGUGUGUAAGAAUUAAGAUUCACUUUGCAUCACUUCUCCACCGAUAACUGAGCGGUUGGAUAAUUCCCGCCAUUCUUCGUAAAGUGUCGACAAAUCCGCGAUUGUUUGCGAAUGCAGAAGCGUGAGCCGAGUGAAGCGUGGCGAGCGACGACGAUAACGAAGGUCUGAAUUGUUUUGUUGAAACAACCAAUUAGAGUGCGAUCUUCAGCAAUCGGAGAAGAGUUGCCCUUGUUGCUGUUAUCGACGACGGACGUUUUGACGUCUCGCCUUACACCACGUGCCUCGGUUGCUGGAAAUACACCACAACGGUAAACAACUACUGCAGUGUAUUGUUUUUAUCAGACAGUUGCGAUUGCUAUGAGAUAACGCUACUCGGAUCUGCAAGAUGUUUUCGAACAACAAAGUGGCCUACCAACGACUGAAUGUCCAACGAGUACCUGAAAAAUCAAUCAUUUUAAAGUUAGUCCUUCCCUUAAUAGUUGGGUGCUUCGUACUAUUUUGCAUUGUUGGGUUACUCACGCCCCAUAAUCCUACCCACCGUAACUACAAUCAAUACGUACAAACUUGGAGCAAUCAUCCGCCUGUUGAUGAAACCAAACUGUUAGAAACGUUAAAAUCUCUCUUAAAUUGCAAAUCCUCAGAUGCAAACUACCGCAUUGAGACCCGCGGUGAGUUCUACGUGCUGAAGAAUUUCAUCAGCCCCAGGAGGAGGCCCCCGUUGGAGUGCCACGAAAGCAUAACCUACACCACCCACGGCGACUAUCGGUUCCUGGACAAUGUAGUGCCGUUGCUGGAACGGUGGCAAGGUCCGCUCAGCUUGGCGGUCUACGCACCAGGAGACGAGUUCGGAAUAGCCAUCGAGGUUCUGCGGUAUCUGAUUUACUGCGAUCGGCAGUCCUACCUGGUGGAGGAGUUCGCAACGGUGCAUCUGUACUUUGAUUUUGAUCGGGUUCCGCCGAAACCGAUUCAAUUCUAUAGAGAGCUGCUCCAAAAACCACCGGACUGCCCUUUGAACAAUGCCUCCUUUCUUUUUCCAACACUUGACAACACAUUCAACCACACCUAUCCAGUGAACGUUGGACGCAACAUUGCUCGAGAUGCCGCUCAGACUCACUUCGUCCUGGCGAGUGACAUCGAGCUCUACCCCAAUCCGGGCUUCAUCGAAAUGUUCCUGCAAAUGGUCAUCAACCCUGCGUAUCAGUUCACCCUUAAUAUACCAAGUGUCUACGUUCUACCCGUAUUUGAGGUAUCCGAUACAUGCUCUGUUCCGGAGAACAAAACCGAACUACUCUCGAUGCUAAACACCGGCGAGGCCAUCAAAUUCCACGAGAAAAUUUGCGCUCAAUGUCAUACCGUUCCGAACUAUGAUGAGUGGCUACAAUUUGACAAACCGAAUCAAACGAUGGACAUCCUUUCGAUGGCCAAGCGAGAGGGACGUUUCGACCUAUGGGAACCGAUUUACGUGGGAACCAAGCGAGAACCGCAGUACCAGGAGCGAUUGAACUGGGAGGGAAAGUUCGACAAAAUGACCCAGGGUUAUAUCAUGUGCGUCCAGGGGUACAAUUUUCACAUCUUGGAUAAUGGAUUUUUGGUGCACAAACCGGGAUUCAAAAAUCUGACUGAGGCAGCUCGACCGGACCUGGAGCGAAGACAGAGAAAGUUUGUCGAGGAGGUGAUUUAUAAAGAAUUAAAAGUCUUGUACGGAGAGAACAAACACUGCCGGCUGUGAUAUCGAUUAAAACGUGUGCGAAAACUGUACUAAUUGUUUUAUUCUUGAAAUACCGAACUAGGCUUUAAGUACUAAGAAAUUGA